Erpetoichthys calabaricus (reedfish) is the source of this 2717-nucleotide messenger RNA. RefSeq names its product transcription factor 20. Bases 479 to 2572 code for a protein of 697 amino acids. Lineage: Eukaryota; Metazoa; Chordata; Cladistia; Polypteriformes; Polypteridae. Gene Ontology annotation, cellular component: nucleus. Gene Ontology annotation, biological process: regulation of transcription by RNA polymerase II. The record is from RefSeq and is a predicted model, not a curated record. The transcript has 3 exons.
GAGGUGACAAUGACAACUGGCUUUCCUUUGCCAUUUCCUGGAACUUCAGCGUCUCCAGUCGCUGCGUCACGACGGCGCGCAGAUUUCUUGGAGGUGAAGACAGGGUGGUCACGUGUUUAGCCGAAGUGCGCGAAGCUCUACGCAUGCGUACGGCUGCGCGUUCCCAUGAUUUUUUUUUUUUCCCCCCCUCCGCCUGUUCGUGGACUCCUUUUUGUGUUUUGCAGCUGCUGGUGUACGGGUAGCGGCGCGGGUCAAAAGGAGCGGCCUUUCGGUUUGUUUCGCCUGUUCCCUUCUUCCUCAUUUCUUCUUCUUAGCCCACCCCCCAAACCGCAAGCGCGAGGACUCGGUAAAGCCCGGCCGAGCUGUGAGCAGUGUGUCCGUGCCGAAAUGAGGCAGCAGGGAGAGUAACUGACUGGCGCCUCCUCCUCCUCCGCAGCUGCCUGCCCCAUAAGCUCUCGAUAGGUGUUACGAGCUUGACAUGGAGACUCCAGCACCUGAGCAGGCUGAUGGUUUACAUCUCCAACCAGACAUUUCCCACAGCCUCCCGUCAGCCUUUGAACUUUCCAGAAAGCUCCGAGAUGCACCUUGUAAUGGAAACACACUCGAUGCCCUUCACAUGCCCUUCAAUAAACCCAACUGGUAUGGCAUCAACUCGGGUAACAAGGCUGUCUUCCAGGAUCCUGCCCCGCAGAAUGACCAGGUCCAGCCGGAUGAUGCCUUUUCUAAUACGACGGUCACCCUGUCUUACGUGAACCGGUCUCAUAUUUUUUCUCCUCAUCAGUCCAUAGGACAGCUUUCUCCUCUGUGUGCUCCAACGGUCAAUGGGAGACUACAUGCUGCCCCUUAUGAGCCUAACAUGCCCGUUUCACCUCAGUAUGAAGUGCCUGGUAGAGAUCAGUGGGACACAAGCAGAGGUAUUUGGAAGGAUGCGAGUGCUCAUGAGUCGGUGCCAAGCUCAAGCAAGCCUGGCCUUGCGUUAGCCGAGUCCAGCGUGCAGACCACUUGCCAGAAGGAAAGUGACAGGGCUUUACAUCGUAUAGAGGAGGCCAUCUGUCAGAAUGGAACUGCACCUGCAACACUGUGUGAUCACGCAGGCCUUCAGAACAACGGACACAAUCAUUGUGAAAGCAAAUCUCCUCUUGACGAGGACGAGGGGGACCACAUGCAGAAUGGGAUGGGUGAUUUAGUCGCCGAGCCGUGGCUCGAUAAAGCGACGCUGAACGAAACUGUCAGUGCACCAGCAAGCGUCUGCUCGAGUAACCCACAGGGCCCUUCAGAUGCAGAAGACCUUGGAGACGGGGAGAACAUUUCAAGCCUUAACGACGUUGAAAGCCCAGUAAAUGGGGAAUAUGGCACUCUAAUAACAAAAGAGUUUCCCGUGCCCACUACCUCAGAUGACAAAAAUGGAAUCGGUUCAGGUUUUACUCACACACUAAAUUCUUCGUCGCCUAAGGAUGAGUUAGAUGAUGUGGAGGCCGAAGCAGCUUCCACUCAUGAGAAUGAACCACACUUCGAAGAACAAGGCAAUAUUUCUGUGGUAGAAUCCUGUUCACCACUUUUAGACGAUGGGGCUCGUCCACUGGAGGUCGCCAGCAGUGACCUUUCUGUCAAAGACAUUGAGAAGUGUGAUCCCGCCAGUGUGUCGUCACCGAUGACGGAUUCACCGGUUGCUGCCUCUGAACAAACAGAUCUCCUCAAUAGUUUGCUACAAGAAAGUAUAGCUACAGACGGACAGAGCAGUGCACCUCAGGACCAUGAGGCAAAGAAUUGUGGAAGUUUCACUCUCAACGGCAAAGGCCGCUCACAAGAGAGAGCAUUAGAACGGAAAAUUCUUCCUCCCCGUCCUAGAAGGGGCAUGCGACUAGAAGAAAUAGUGCAGAAUAUCACUCCAUCUCGACACAAAGCCUGCAGCGUCGGCAGUGCAUCCACUAACAGAGGCAAGAUUUUGGAACCACAGAUCCCAGCUAGAUGUCCUGGGAGUGAGGUGACAUUUUCAGUUCAAGAAUUCCCUUCAUUUGAUGCAGCAGUCUGCACAGAGGAGAGGCCACCCGAGAACCCAAGUAGUAGCUCAGAGUCGGACGUUCUCGCCGAGGCCAGACUAUUAAGGAGCAAACCUCACACCUCAGACGAAAACGAUCCUAAACCGUUCAGAGGUACUGUCAUCUCCAAACCAAUAGUUAGUACACUGAAAGGCUUUAGGCAGAAAAGAGCCGUCUGCUUCCGGGUUCAUCCGUCGGCACCUGAACCGGUAAAGAAGGUUCCUAGGUCAACCUGUGAACCUGAACCAGUAAAGAAGGUUCUUAGGUCAACUUGCGAACCUGAACCGGUAAAGAAGGUUCUUAGGUCACCAUGUGAACCUGAACCGGCGAAGAAGGUUCUCAGGUCAACUUGCGAACCUGAACCAGUAAAGAAGGUUCUUCGGUCACCAUGUGAACCUGAGCCGGUAAAGAAGGUUCUUAGGUCGACGGCCCAGCCCAAGCCGUGCACACACAGUGCUAUAUCGCAGCAGAAAAAUGUGUCACACCAAGCAGUGCCUAUUGGUCCAAAAAAAGCCUGGACAAAAGACGCGUAAGAGGAAGAAGCUCCAAACUGGACAGUCAGCAGUGUUUGUUUCCAAAGAGCCAGAAAUCAAGUUGAAGUACGUGAAUUACAAAGAGGAGAAAAGAGACAACAGGGUGGACACGUUUGUACCUUACGUGAGGGUGGAAAUGAACAAA